UGGGAAAAGAGACGACGUAUAGCAACUUGCAAUAGAAAGGGUUCUCAGAGAUAAUAUAUUUCUGUCCAAAAUGAAAACGCUCAAGCGCUUGUGGAAAGUAAUAAAACGAAGCGAAGGGGGGGAAGGAAAGACAACGGGAAAGCAGCCGGCGCAAUCACUGUCAAGUCCAGUCCCGACUAGUCCCGGUGACUCUUUUCGCACGGUGGAGGCGUGCUCCGGAGGGAAGACAAUAGGUAAGCAGCCGGCGCUUUCACAGUCAAGUGAAGUCCAGACUAAUCUCGGUGAUUCUUCUUUGCAGCUGCAGGUGGGUUCUGAUAAGAAGGGCGACUCCAUUUGCCCCCUGCAGGUGGGUUCCAGAGAGAAAGGGGACUCUUCUUGCCCGCCGGAGGUGUCUUCCGGUGAGAAGGGUGGCUCUUCUUGCCCGGUGGAGGUGUGCUCCGAUGAGAAGGUCGACUCUUCUCGCCCGCUGGAGGUGCCUUCUUCUGAUGAGAAGGACUACGUGAAAGCGCCACCUCGCAUAGCGAUUGACCUCGGCACUUCUUCUUGCCGGGUGGCGGUGUGUCGCGAUGGGAAGGUCCAGGUCAUACCGGACGUGUCUGAGAGACGCUCGACACCAUCUGUUAUCGCAUUCACGGACGAGAAGUGUUUGGUGGGCGAACAAGCGCAAAAACAACUGCUGCUGCGCAAACCGGAAAACUUGCUUUACGAGGCGAGACGCCUCAUCGGACGGGAUUACGAUGCGAUCACAGAAACGGAGAGAAAAUGGUGGCCGUUCAUCAUCGUUAAGGGAGAAUCCGGCGAGGCUAUGCUGGACGUAAAGACCGAACUCUUGUCCUCUCUGAUGAGAGAUUCUGAAGAUGAGCUUAAAAAGCUAUCCUCUUCUAUGCACUAUUUCCUAGUUGAGCAAAGAGGAGUACCCGAAUUCAAGGAAGGGUCUACAGCGGAUCUUGAGAAUAGGUACCUGGCACCUGAGCAGGUACUCGCGGUGUUUCUAGCGAAGAUGAAGAGUGAUGCCGAGACUUUCCUCGAAUGCGGCGAGCUGCACAGCGCGGUUAUUGCCGUUCCAGCACUCUACUUGGAUAGGCAGCGGUCGGCGAUCAAGGUGGCGGCGGAGAUCGCAGGCUUCACGGAUGUGCAGCUCGUCAGCGAAUCAACGUCGGCUGCUUUGAGCUACGCGCAGCACAAGGGACUCGUCACCUCCUGCUGCUCUGGUGUUUCUCCUGAAGAACAAACUCAAAGCGGCACGAAGAUGCUUGUAGUUGCUAUGGGAGGAGGAAACUGUGAAGCUGCGAUGGUAACGAUUACUGGCGGAGAGCUCAGGGUGAACUCAGCGGCAGGCAAUCCAAGUCUCGGAGGCAUGGACUUCGACCACAAGAUGAUGGAACUAGUACUUAAUCGCGUGCAGCAGCAGUUUAAUCGGACUCUCCCACUGAGCAGCAGCACGUUGCGGGAACUGAAGACAGCGAGCGAAAAGGCGAAGAAGGACCUGACCUUGAUGACCGACACACAGGUUGGAGCUGAGAGUUUCGGCGGUGAUGACGACCGCAAGGUGAUCAUCGGCCGCGGUGAAUACGAGGAACACUGUAAGAGUUUGCUGGAGGAGUGCAUGAAAUACGUACAAAGAGUCUUGGCGGAAAGCAAAACUCCGAUUUCCCUUGUGAAGGAAGUCGUGUUGGUAGGUGGGUCGACCCGCAUUCCCAAGGUCGUAGACAUGCUUUGGACACACCUUGACUUGGAACCAAAGCCCCACCCUUAUCAGGACGAAGCCGUUGUGCGCGGGGCAGCACUCUUUGCUGAUUGCAGCGAGCAGGUUAUCGAGACCCAUCCCAUAGUCAUUGCGUGCCGUGGAGAGCGGAAUGGUGCCUAUCAACACAUUUACGAGCACGGUGUGAGGCCGACAUGCUUCGCAUUGCCAAUACGGGAGGGUAGGCAAUGGUGGGGUUUGUCGCUAGAAUAUCGUGUACAUGAUCUGGAUAUACACGAGGGGACAAGAGGUGAUACAUUAUCAUACAGACCAACUGGCAUAGUAAGCAUGACUGAAGAGAAGAAAAAACGUUUCAGCGGUAGAGAGAUGAUGAAAAUUGAUCGAUGCGGAAUAAUGGGACUUGACGAGGAAUCGGUUCCAAAACUUGCUGCGUUUUAUAAAAUCGGGCAACGACCUCCGCCAGUGGUCGAUAGUUGGAAGAAGCUUGCCAAGGAGCUCCCUGUGCACGAGCGGAGAAUCGCAGAGAUGAGCGCCAGGAGCCAAUGGAAGAAGUACAGCAACGAGGUGGAGAAACGAGAGUCUGCAUGCCCGCGCUGGCUGUGGAAUAUUAUAUGUGAAUGGAAGCGUGACAUCGAGGGAUGGCCUGGCAACGAGGCAGAACGUGAAUGCGUAGGGAUCAGCGAAUUAACCUCCCGGUUUGCCGAAUUCCGAAAGGCGUGCGAAUAUGCAUUCGGAGCGACGCGGGCGAGACCAACGUCAGGAAGGAAGUUCUUGGUGGUGGAUUGCUGGAAAUCCAAGGAUAUUGAGAACUGCGCGUAUAAUCUUUUCGUGAGCAGGGGUCCAGAGCUCUGCGAGAUGGUCAUCUCCAUGCCCCUUAAGGACCUCCUUAAGACAAAAGAGCGUUUUGCGGAAAUGGAGGGAUUAGAGGGAAUAGGAUUAGCGGCACCCGGCCUUUCGCUCAAGGCGACCCCCAACGCCUUGACAAAGGACGGGAUCCCCUACGUCCUGCUCGAGGCAGGGCCCGCCGUAACGAGCUCAGGCGAUCCAGAGAAUCUCUGCUCGGGGUGGAACAAGUUUGUCGGUGAGCAGGUGUCGCUCGCCCUGCAAGCCGGUCUUCAGGUCGUCUUGCGACUUGGACGAGAUCAUUCUGACGAUAUGCAAAUCCAGAAUGAGGCAUUCGAACGGGAGAAGGAGAAGCGCAAUUGCGAAAUGCAACUCCGGGACAUUGUCGGUCGCAUUGGCAAGAAUUUCCGAAACAUAGCUAUCGCUUACCUGCCUCCAUCUCAUGUGCCAUUGUCGGAAACCAGAGCGGUUGCAGCAGAGGCCGCCAGGGUAGCGCCGUGUGACUUAGUUGUGGAGGUGGUUCGGCACAUCAGACGUGUAAUUGGGGACUUGGUGAACGCAGAGGCCGCCGAUGCAACGCGCAUCCUUAUCGGCGGAUGCGAGACGGCGGACACGUGGCAUGCCCUGCUUAGUGGGCAGCAUGCCAUUGACGGCUUCCUGCUUGAGGCGGGGCUCCGAGACCCUCUCCUGUUCGACAAACUCCUUCUCAGCGGGGGACCAAGCGGGCAAAUUCGCCAGGAAAGGGGGGGCAAAGUGUUGCUUUGUGGGGGGCAAGAGGAAAAUGUGACCCUCAGCGAGUACGACAUGGUCUGGUUGAGUGCUGAAACACGCAAGCUUAUGGGUACAGAGGAGGUCCUCUGGAUAACGACGAAGUAUGUCUUGACUGAGGAGGGCAGUUCAGAAACGAACAUGACCAGCGAGAUCGACGGCUCGUACGUGUUGCGCUGGAAGAAGGGUCACAUUAUGACUGACUACCGCGGAGAGGCGAGAGAAGCGCGAAAGGUGACAAUCGUCCCCAUUUUCGACUCUCAGAACAAUAGCCAAGGUCAAGAACCAGCAGAGGGGCUAUCGAUGCAGCUCUCAGCUUUGAGGGAGAAGUUGGCAAGACAAGCUUUUAGUGAAUGGCCACAUCUUCUUCUCGAGUACAGGCCUGCAUACGGUGUGGAGUCUGUGGACAGCACGCACUCUCUUCUUGCGACUGUGGACAGAGCUCACGUCCUCCUCAGGAGAUGGGUUCUUGCAAACUUGGGUGCCGAGCCCGCGCAGGAUGUGCGCAUUGUAUGCUUUCUCAAAGAGGGGCUGGCGUCGGACACUCGUCGACAGAUUGCCAAUCUGCCCAAUGUAGAUGGGAUAACCCUGCGGCUUCCCGCUCGGCGAACCGUCAGCCGGACCAGUGUUGCGGCCUAGACGCAACUUACAUUACAUCCUUUUUUUUCUUUUUUUUUUCCAUAUCUGGUACGUUGCAUCCUUCGCUUCUUUUUCUUUCAGUUGAAAUUUAAAUAAAGGGGUUCUGAAAGC
Messenger RNA from Chara braunii, 4066 nucleotides. The record is from the annotation of a GenBank genome assembly. NCBI's taxonomy places the organism in Eukaryota, Viridiplantae, Streptophyta, Charophyceae, Charales, Characeae.